This is a messenger RNA of Macrosteles quadrilineatus (aster leafhopper), 2607 nucleotides long. RefSeq lists its product as uncharacterized. The record is from RefSeq and is a predicted model, not a curated record. The transcript is spliced from 5 exons. Bases 185 to 2026 code for a protein of 613 amino acids. Lineage: Eukaryota; Metazoa; Arthropoda; Insecta; Hemiptera; Cicadellidae.
UGCAGAUUUGUUUGUUUUGUUUAUUUGGCCAUUUGGUUUGGGGUUUCCAAUCCUCCUAAUCCAUGACGCAGUUUAGCAAGCAAGUUCAUUAGUUACUCACUAGAAUUAGUGCAUUUUUAUUUUACGUUCGAGAUAGUAUAGCUAGAAAACUUAUAUUACACCAGGUGAUUAAAACUGCCCUAACAUGAAGUAUGGCCUACCAAGAGAUGAAAAACCGAAGAAGAGAUGGAAAGCCAAAAUUGAAAAUGAACUUAGGGAUCUGCAAAUGGAGGUUUGCUUCCUUAAAAAGAAGUUAGAAGAGACUAAUAAAAAAUUAAUUGAAUCUUCAUCAACACGACCACAAGUCCAAUCAACUUUUACCGCAGGUAAAGAUUGCAGUUAUCAAUCGACUUGGGAUUAUGACAAAACAAUCGCAAGAGCUGUAAGGUUUCACAGCAUCACUUUCAUGGAAUGCUACAAAGAUGAUAUAUCCUUUGAAGAACUGCGGUACAAAGAUUAUGAUUUGAUAGGGACUCAGUUUUUGGACCAGAUUGCUUCUAUUUCAUCUGAUAUGAGUGAUCAAAACAACUGUAAUCCUGCUUGUACCAAACCAAAAGUGAAAAAGUCGUCUGAUAUUGGAACAUUAACUGAUCAUGACACCUGUUCAAACCAUGUGUUACUUGAACUCAGAAAGAUGAGCGAGAAUAUGAAAUCACUACAUGAUAGAUUUUCUAAAUUUGACUGUAAUCUAUCAGAUCUCAGUUCUCGUCUAAGUAUAAUGGAUUCUCGAUUGUCUACUAUUGACAUACACUUUACGAUGCAAAGGUUUGAUAAAAAAUGGCAAGGGUUGGAAACAAGGCUAACUGAACUUGAAACAUCUUCACCGGCUAAGGUGCUGGCACUUUUACAUGACAAAAGUACAAAAAGUCCCUUAACUAAAGCUUUUACGGAAGAGCAAAAUGCAAGAGAAGCAAAUAAAAUUAGUAAUCCUUCAUUUCAUGAUAAUGAAGUCAAAGAAAAUCUACAAACUUCUGGGUUUGAAACAUCUGGUGUAACUUUGAAAGUCCCAAUAAAAAACAAAGCAGAAUCAUUCUCUUCGAUAAAUAUCUCAGACAUGAAUCUUGCAGACUUUGUUAAAAGUAUAUCUUGCGCAGAUGUUACCUUGGGAAUUAAAAGUGGGAAUGCAUCCACUAUAGCAGAUGCCAACAUUUCUUCAGAAUGUUCAUCUAAGAAAAAUGUUGGAAUGCCAUCAAUUGAAAUGGUAGAUUUAAAAUUAUUUUCCUCACUUCCUGAAGAAUCUUCUUUGGUCCAAAAUUCAAGCCAGAAAGAUAAUGGGCCCUCAAUAAACAGCUCAAAAUUAAAAUCAACUCCUGUUAAAGUAGUUAACAAGGUCCAACAAGUUACAAAUAUGAAUAGUUAUAAGAAGAUGGAAGCAAACAGUAUGGCUAUUAGCAAUACAUCUUCAGAGUUUCAUGAAGAAACCGAAAGAAGUAAACUGGGUAAACUCCCAAGAGGCUCCCUUGGUGGCAUUAGCAACAGCAGCAUCAUUGGUCCAUUGUUAAAUGACCCUCUAGGAGUAACUGAACAAAAUCUAUCAAUAUCAGAUAUGGAAGACAAUAAUAGUUCAGAUAAUGAGUUUGUCAUUGUUGAAAAAUCAGAUGUUGAGGAAUCAAUGCAGGAAGUUCCCAAGACAAACACGUUGUCACCAAUAUUAAAUGAAGCAGCAUCAAGUCUUGGAUACAAUGACAUUACUGAAUAUUUAGAGAUAAACUUGGGGAAAAAGAAAAACCUAGUUUACGAGUUUGGAUUUGAAGCUAAAGCUGACUGUCUACUUACAUCGGAAAAUGAUGCUACACAAGGAAUUAAGUCAGAUGGUACUUCACAAAUCAAAGCUCAAACACCUUCUAAAGAAGAUUCUUUUCAAAAUUUCAAAACAAAUUUUAUGGGAAGUCAGUCAGUUGAUGCAAAACAGAGCUCUCCAUUUGAUUUUUGUGUUUCAAAAAUUCAAAACAAAUUGCCAGAAAGGAGCACAGCAAUACAGUCUUGACAUUUGAUCUUAGGUACAAGUUUCCUUACAAUAAAGCCACUAAUGUAAUACAAGACAUUGUCCUUAUAAUAUGAUCGUUCUUUGCUGUCAAAUAAAAGAGACAUAGCAAUGACUUCAUCGUCAUUUUCUUCCUCAUUGUCACUGUCAAAUCUCAUCUCACUACUUGAAUCGGACAAUGAGAAGGCAAAAUGGUGAACAUCUGGAUCAAGAUCCAAACAAUUACCUUGACCAGAUGGUCUAACACUGUUUCGGAAUAUUAAUUUUCUAACCGACCAGGUAAAUUGUUGCACAUUAGGAUUGUUGUUGUUACCAUAUCUACUUCGAAUACAUGAAAAAAUAGUUCUAAAUGGUCUUGUGAACAUUUGUACGUUAGCAAGUACUUUAUUGUGUUUGUGGUUAACAAAGAAUCUCUUAACAGUCUUACAGCUUUGAUAUCACUUAAAAACCCAAGUGCAAAUGUUGUCCUUGGAUGAUCAAGAAUAUUUAUACCGUUAACUUUAAGGAUAGAUAAGUACUUUUCUGCUUCUUGUAACAUACUCUCAUCCCUCUCUAAGUUAACAAGUUUUACGGGACCUUUAAAC